This is a messenger RNA of Fundulus heteroclitus (mummichog), 2127 nucleotides long. It is a transcript of the gene buc, whose product is annotated as bucky ball. The transcript has 7 exons. Lineage: Eukaryota; Metazoa; Chordata; Actinopteri; Cyprinodontiformes; Fundulidae. The record is from RefSeq and is a predicted model, not a curated record. The coding region runs from base 177 to 1988 and encodes 603 amino acids.
UUUUUUGUCUAGUAGAAAUGUGUUUGAACUUGAGAGCGCGACGCAUUUCUACUUCUGUUCAAUCGAGAAGAAAUUGUUAGAGUAACUUAUUUAUUUUUCUGAAACUGGGGGAUGUUUAAUUAGUUAAUUUCAUCCCUCUGUGUGUUUUAUUUCCAAGAGUCAGAGCGAGAACGUGAAUGAAGAUGGAAGAUCCAAGCAAACAACCUCCCUCAUUCGGCAGUGGAGCUCAGCGAAGUCCCCAUCCCAGACCUUUCUUCUUUGUUCAACCACCUUCUCAGCCUUAUUAUCUCUACCAGCCCUGGCAGCUUCCAAACCCAUACAGCCACUAUGGGCUACAUGCAGGUUUUAACCUUGGCCGUCCCAAUCUGCACCCUUACCCCUAUGUGCCGUACCCUGGUUUUGUUUUACCACACGCUCCGCUGUAUCCCAUGGAUUACCGGCGGAUGUUUGAACCUAGGUUUCAGCCGUCUGCCUGGGGCGAGGUGCCUCGCCAGCAGUACUAUCCACAGCCUCAGGGGCGUCGGGACACCGCUUGUUCGGGGGCCCAGACCGACCCUAGCGACGCCAUCAGCAAACUGAUCGAGUGCUUGGAUAAAAUCCGAGCCACGGAGCUUCAGAGCGCAGACCGAGAGCUGGACUCUGGUGUUGCCUCUCAAUCCUCUGGUGUCUUUUCUCCCCUGGAGGAAAAGAAAACUGAAGAGCAGGACCACCCACUGCCUAAGGAGCCCAAUCAUGGCUUUUUGGCGUCUCCAGGUCUGACCUUAAGCGACUCUGCUGCGGUGGUAUACGACAGCGAGGCCAGCCACGUUAAUUUGGACUCUCUAAGCCCUCAGGGAGAAUGGACGGGCAGACUGGAGGAGGAGCUGCCUCUCGACAGCUCUUCUGUCCACGAGGAAUGUCCCUAUCAGUUGGCACCAGGCGAACACUUUACCCCGCGUAAAACGGAAGAGGUCACGGAUAUUCAAUCAAAUAUCUUGAUGACCGACUCAAGUGUUCCUCGUUGUGAUACCGAGAAGGACCAGAAGUCUGUGUCUUCACUCUCGGAGGCUAGAAACGGUGAUGAACCCUCAAAGGCUGACGAUGCAACAACCUGCUGCGGUCAAACAAAAGCAGAUAAAAGCUACCAGAUCCUCAAGCUACCGUUCGACGAUGUUCUUACCCCCGAAGCAGCCAAUCUCUCGUCCCCGGCUGCGCCUUACUACUACAACUACCUCCCCAUGCAAACCACGCACGAGCGCAUGAGCGUCCUCAGUCCGUCCUUGGAUGAGCUCUCUUCAAGGGAUGAAAUGUUUUCCACAGAUCUGGACGACGCGGAUCUCUUCCCAAAGCACGUGUACCCCGGCAGGAGGCUUUCGCCAGUCGUUGGCGGAUCCCCGCCGGCUCCAGACGACGAAGACGAGGACGACGCGUGGUUGCCGAAGUCAAAGAGGGUCGUCUGCUGCGCUUGUUGUGGUAAAAAUCUGGAAAAAGGGACGAGCAGGAGCAAGGGCUACAGCUCCAAGGUGUAUUGUGACGAAGAGGGGGACUCUGAAGACGAGGGCGGAUAUGGGAGAGGGUGCGAGAAACCAAUUAGAGUGGUUGUCAGGAAGCAUUCUGCUCCCAGGAAGUCUCAAACGGUCCAAAGACAUUGGUACAAGAAGGCCCAGUACAAACAGCUGGCAGACCCCACGAAGCAGGACUGUCAUGAAGUCUGUCAGCAGCAGGCGGCUGAAGCAGAAAUGGACGAGCUGGACAGCAAGGAGCUGCAGUGUAGAACGUGCCAGGACGGACUCUGCAGAGCGGACAUGCCCACAGUAGGCCAGGGCCGAUGGACCGAUGGAGAUGUGAUUCCCCGUAGAAGACAUGCUGCCCCUCUGCAACGACAAGAAAUGAGCCCUCAGUGGAAACUGAUGUACCACAGGCCUAGAGAUGAUCAGGAAGAAGAUGAUGAGGUGCAUCCAUUCAAUUGGGAAAGAGGCUCCACAGUGAGAGGAGAAUCAAGGUGUUGACGUUUUCCCUGACUGAGUUUUGAACAAAACGCAUUGAACUGUCCCCCCUAAAGGUGUAAAGGUUGAGGGAUAAAGAUUUUGGAGCACCAGGUGAAACGCACCUCACAAGAAGCAUAGUUCUAUAAAAGAAAAAAAAAAA